UGUAUUUUUUUUCACUAUAGCGAUCCAAAUUGAUCUUUUUUAAAUAUAACUUAUGGGGUGACAUCUCUAUAAGUACCGGUUGCGUUUUAACUACCAUGAGCAGCUAUAAAUAACGCUGAGACCUCAACCGAAUGCGCAAUAAUGGUUCGAUACACAGCCGAGUUUACAGCUGCAGAGCAGGAACUCAUUGACAAGGAGUUUUCCAGACUAGCGGAAAGCACCUACCUCGACCAUGCGGGAACAACUCUGUAUGCCGAAAGCCAAGUGCUGAACGCAGCGCAGCAACUGCAACGCGAUGUUAUCUGUAAUCCGCACACCUGUCGUGCCACCGGCGACUAUGUGGAUCAGGUGCGCUACAGAAUUUUAGAGUUCUUCAAUACCACCGCAGAUGAUUAUCAUGUUGUGUUUACGGCCAAUGCAACGGCUGCACUGCGUCUUGUAGCCGAACACUUUGAUUUCGCCAGCGAUGGCAACUUUCAUUAUUGCCAAGAGAAUCACACUUCAGUGUUGGGCAUGCGUCAAGUGGUUAAGGCCAAGGGCAUCUAUAUGCUCACCAAAGACGAAAUUCUGCUUAACGAACAGGCACAGCCAUCAGCUCCAGCUCCAGCUCCAACAGCACAGGCCAAUUCUCUGCUCACCUUCUCGGCUCAGUGCAAUUUCAGCGGCUACAAGAUGCCCUUGACUGUCAUUGAGAAGAUACAAAACUGCGGCCUUCAGCAGUUGGGCAAAUGCAUCUGGAGCGCACAGUCUGAACCAGUAGCGAAUGGAGUCGACAAAAAUUAUUAUGUAUGCUUGGAUGCAGCUGCCUAUGCCGCCAGCAGCCCGCUGGACUUGCAACGCUAUCGCCCGGACUUUGUUUGCGUCAGCUUUUAUAAGAUCUUUGGCUACCCCACGGGCGUUGGCGGCUUGUUGGUCAGUCGCCGCGGCGCGGAAGUGCUGCGCAAGCGUUUCUAUGGCGGCGGCACCGUAAACUAUGUCUAUCCACAUACCAUGGACCAUCAGCUGCGCAGCACAUUCCACGAGCGCUUCGAGGACGGAACACUGCCAUUCUUGUCCAUAGUAGAGCUCUUGCAGGGAUUUCGCACGCUGGAGCGCCUAGUGCCUGGUCGCAGCAUCGAGCGCAUUUCACGGCACGUACAUGGCCUGGCACGCUAUUGUGAGCAUCAGCUGAAGCAGCUGAAACAUCCCAAUGGUGCACCGCUCAUCACGCUCUAUAACCAUGCCGGCUAUGAGGAUCGUGCCAAACAGGGCGGCACUGUCGCCUUCAACGUGCGCACCGAUACUGGGGACUAUGUGGGUUUUGGCGAGGUCGCCUGCAUGGCCGCACUGCAUCGUGUAAUGUUGCGCACGGGUUGCUUCUGCAAUGUGGGCGCCUGCCAGCAAUUUUUGAAUCUGAAUGAUGAUACAAUGGAUGCCAUUUAUAAGCGCGCUGGACGCAUCUGUGGCGAUUACUUUGAUCUGCUGGAUGGACAGCCGACGGGCGCCGUGCGCGUUUCCUUUGGCUACAUGACCCGUGUACAAGAUGUUGAACGCUUUUUGCAGAUGCUGCGUAGCAGCUAUCUUGUCAUCUCUAAGCCGCAGCUGCGUUUCAGCUUCAUUGAGCAGCAGGCGGAGAUGCUGCCCAAGGUGCUGCAGCAGCGAGCGCAGCGUUUGCGUCCACGUCUACUCCAGUUGGCCAUUUAUCCGGUGAAGUCGUGUGCUGCCUUUAAGGUCGGCAAGUCUACGGUUGGCUGGCCCCUGACGAAACAGGGCCUGCAGUAUGAUCGCGAGUGGAUGAUCGUCGAUAUCAAUGGCAUGGCGUUAACCCAGAAACGCUGCACGGAUCUGUGCCUGAUACAGCCACGCAUUGCGGGAGAUCAACUGGAGUUGCAUUACGCGGAAUCGUCCUGUGCCGUGCCGCUCUCACUGAGCGUUCAGGCUGCGAAUUCGGCACGCUGCCACAGCAAGGUCUGUCGUCAGCCCAUCGAGGGCUACGAUUGCGGCGAUGAGGUAGCCAGUUGGCUUAGCCAGCACCUUGGGCUGGAGGGCGUGCGGCUGCUGCGUCAGUCGGCGCAACGCAGCGCACCGGGCACACAGCAGAAGCAACUGAGUUUGGUGAAUCAAGCCCAGUUCCUGCUGGUCAAUCGUGCCUCGGUGCGUUCGCUACAGUUCGAGGAGCCGCUGGACGAGACGGUCGAUCGCUUUCGCGCCAACAUAAUCAUCGAUACGGGCUUGCCCUUCGAGGAGCUGGCCUACACGCAGCUGCGCAUUGGCUCCAUACUCUUCCAAGUCGACGGACCCUGCCAGCGCUGUGACAUGAUCUGCAUCAAUCAGCGAACCGGCGAACGUUCGCCAGAGACUCUCACGACCAUUGCCCGCAUGCAGAGCGGCAAAAUGAGAUUCGGCAUCUACAUCUCGCGUCUGCCCAGUGAAACGGAAGAUAAGCAGCAGCAACUGACUUGUGGCGAUGCCAUUAUCGUUACUUGAGUGACAUUCCAGCGAAAACAGUUUUGUGUAAAUAUAAUUUAAGUGAUACUGUAAUUUUAAACACUUUGUUUACUUGCCAACCUCGUGCUUAUAUUGUUUA
This is a messenger RNA of Drosophila hydei, 2566 nucleotides long. It is a transcript of the gene mal, whose product is annotated as molybdenum cofactor sulfurase. Bases 142 to 2466 code for a protein of 774 amino acids. The record is from RefSeq and is a predicted model, not a curated record. NCBI's taxonomy places the organism in Eukaryota, Metazoa, Arthropoda, Insecta, Diptera, Drosophilidae. Gene Ontology annotation, molecular function: pyridoxal phosphate binding; molybdenum ion binding; molybdenum cofactor sulfurtransferase activity. The transcript has 3 exons. Gene Ontology annotation, biological process: Mo-molybdopterin cofactor biosynthetic process.